UCUCCGGGUAACGUUCAGUACACCCUAAACCAUCGUCGCGGUUGGAAGGUCUCUAGCACCUACACUCACGCACGUGUGCAUACACACACGCAGCAUACAAGGGAAAGAGAGAGUGAGUGAGUGAGUGACAUUAAUCGUCGCUUCGUUUCACGGAUGAAGUCUCGCCACUCUCGUCACUCCUGCUCUCUCUUUACGCUCCCUUGAAACACCAGCCGGGCUGAGUAUUUUUACCGAAGGACCAUCCCCCCGACUCUUCGUCCUCAUCGGCGUGGAGCUUAAAAUCCGGACUGCGUGCAACCGGGCACAGUGUCGUGGGAAACAAAAGUGGAGGGUGGUGUGUUUACCGUGGUGACGACGAGGGUAUUAUCUUGACAGAACCGAAACUGGUCAGGUCAGUAACACGGGAUGCGACUAAAGUCUUGCCUCGUAGCCUUCUAUUUCCUGUUGCUUUCGAUCGUCUCGACCUACAUAUCUCCUGCACUCGGUUCUGAUAUACUUCGUUACAAGCGCUCGAGGCAUCGUUACUUCACGGCGAAAGAUGACGAGGGAGUGUCGGCCUCCGGCGGAGCCCUGUCCACGACGUCGGCUUCGAUGGACGGUGCAUCCGUGGACUCGGAAAACCGGCACGUUCGCGAGAACAGCGGAAAUCCGUGCGUGGAGAAGUAUUGCGGCGCGGGCAAAGAGUGCCAGGCGGACGGCGGGACCGCCGUGUGCAUUUGCGUUCGGAGAUGCGCGCGGAAGCAUCGACCGGUUUGUGCCAGCAACGGCAGGGUGUACGCCAAUCACUGCGAACUGCAUCGCGCGGCCUGCAACACCGGCGCGUCGUUGACCACGCGGAGGCUCACCAGAUGCCUGAGCAAUGGUAAUUACAGCGCGCAGGCACGAAAGGAUUUCUUCGCGUACCAUGCCCCAACGUCCAAAGGCAAGGACAUCUUACACGCCAAGUCCAGGAACAAGAUGAAGCAUCAUCCGGCGGGCAAAUCGAUCCCGCGGAAGGACGGUACCGAGGAGUGUUGCGCGCAGGAAUACGAAAUUAUGAAAGACAACUUGCUUCUCUACAGUCACGCCAGAUUAAUGUCCGAGGACAAUCACAGCAAGGAAUACCUGGUCAGCAUCAUGUUUUCUCACUAUGACAGAAACAAUGACGGCAAUUUGGAGCGGGAGGAGCUCGAGCAGAUCGCCGAGGAGGAAAAUAUGGAGGAGCUGAGCGCGGGGUGCAAUUUGAGCCACAUGAUUAGUUACGACGACACCGACGGUGACGGCAGAUUAAACGUUAACGAGUUCUACAUGGCCUUCAGCAAGCUUUACAGUGUAUCGGUGGUAUCGCUGGAUAAAUCCCUCGAAGUAAAUCACAUAUCCGCGCGAAUCGGGGACAACGUGGAGAUUAAGUGCGACGUUACCGGGACACCACCUCCGCCCUUGGUGUGGCGGCGUUACGGCACCGACGUCGAGACCCUGAGCGAGCCGGAGAUCCGCGUCUUCAACGACGGCAGUCUGUAUCUGACGAACGUGCAAUUGGAACACGCCGGUAAUUACACAUGUCACGCUCUCAGUAACCAGGACGUGGUGCAGACUCACAUGCUCACCGUGUACACCAUACCCGAGGUCCAGGUGACGCCGCAGUUCCAGUCGAAACGGCCGAAGAGGACGGCGAGAAUGAGGUGCCACGUGGUGGGCGAGCCUCUCCCACGAGUACGAUGGCUGAAGAACGACAGGCCUCUGAGCGAGGAUCCGCCGGAUAAGUACGAGGUAGUGGGGAACGGCACCAAGUUGCUGAUCAGGAAGGUCGAUUACGCCGACACCGGGGCCUACAUGUGCGAAGCUACCAGCGCCGGAGGACUAACGAGGGAUAUUAGCAGCUUGGUCAUCCAGGAACAACCUACGCCGAUCGCAACCGAGGAGGAACGCAGAUUCUUCUCCUUCCACGAGUGGGGUAUCUUGGUGUACGAACCGUCCACGUGUCACGCGUUACACGAGAUUCGAUCCACGGACAUCAUACCCGGUACCCAGGAAUACGUUUGCGGGCCGAAAAAUGUCCCGUGUUCUUGGGGACGUGCCAUAAAUAUCGCCAAUCGAUACGUAUACGUCAGCCAACCGGAUAAAGAUCGCGUGCUGGUGAUCAGCGAGGUGCAGAUGAUGAUAAUCGAUGUGGUGGCUACGGACAAGAAUCCCGUGGACCUUUGGUACGUGAAGAAUCUCGACUACGUCUGGAUAUUGAACUGGAGGAGCGAGAUGGACGUGGGCAUCAAGACCGUGCAAGUGAUCAAGGAGGCCGCCCAACGAAAGAAACACCACACCGUGCGGCCGGAGCCUAUUGAUGCGCAAUUCGAUCUCGUGAAAGGCCUAUACAUUCCGCAGCAAAGUGAUACAGAGCACACGUUCAAGUACGGUUACGUCACCCAUACGAACCAACAUGGAAUGUACAAACUCGACCUAGCCAAUAUGAGAUACACUCGCACCGUCAACCUGGCCGACUACAAUUGCGUACCGGCGAGCAUAGAAUUUUCCGAUCUAUACGGCUUUGUGAUACUAGAAUGCGAAGAGCUGAUUACCGGACACCCGACCGGCCAAAUGCUGCUGGAUUACCUCACUGACAGUGUUCUCGCCCACAAACCGAAUAUCUUAGGGAAACCAGCGGUCUCUCCCGACUCCAGAUAUCUGGUCACUCUUGAUAAACAGGACACCGGUGUGACCCUCGUGGUGCAGGAGAUACUACCGGGCGGAUUAAAAUUCGCAUUCGACGUGAAAACAACGUUGAAUAUCAGCGAUAUCGCUUUCUAUCCGUCGCAGACGACACACAGUUACGACAUAUACGCCUCGUCGAUAGAUAAAGAAGACAUCCUCUUUCUGGACUUAACCACUGGUAAAGUGGAAAUGAUAACGGGCGUGGGAAAGGCGACACCACCACACCUCACCAAGUGGGGCAACCCAAACAGACCGAUAAUACAAAGCGGUAUAUUCGGUCGAUAUAUGGUAAGCCCCUCCAACCAGGCACUCUUUGUUCUUAACGGGGAGACCCGUACGGUGAAUUGCGAGAUCGGUGGCCUUAUACAUCCCGGCGCGAUUGUCUGGUUCACAGUUUCGCUACGUUAACGAACGUAGCCGCGCGACGACGACAAUACAAGACGUACGUAUUAUUAUAAAUUGAGUAUAUAGGGUACCAAAACCAAUAUCGAGGAAUUUUAGACGAAGUUAAAUGGGUAAAUCGGUGCGCGCUCGAACCUCAUGAAUGCCUUUGCCUUCUAGUCCUUUAAUCUUCUGGUCAAUUUUUAAAGUGUUAAUUUUAGUGUUAUUUUAAUUAUUUUCAGAAUUAUUUUUAAUGUUGUUUAAGUUAUUUUUAGAAUGUUUUUAUGUAUCGCGUCUUUCUGUGAUUUAAGAAAAGGAGACAACGCAAUUUCGAAGCAGCAAAUAUAGCAACAGUGAUAUCGAUGAAAGAUAUACAGAACGUUUUGUACUUCGCAAAAAUCAGUAGUUAAUAAAAAAAUUCCUCAGAAAUCUGCUAUUAAAUUAACACGAGAAGCAAUUCUUAAUAACGUUGUAUUCAGAAUUAUAUCAAUACCGACGAAAUGAUUGAGGUUGAGAACAUAAAAGCUGCUAUAUUUACAUAUGCAUUGUUAAUUCGUAAUGAAUUAAUUAAUAUUUAUUGUAAUUAUUACAGUAGUGACAUAUUCGCUCUGCAAAUGCUUAUUUAUAAAAAAAAACCCGAAGACAUUUGUCAAUUCGAGCGUGUAACAAGCGAUGAGAGAAAAGAGGAAAAACGAAAAAAAAAAUAAAAAGAAAGCAAACGUGACGAAGAGAGAUGGCCAUAAUAAAGAAACGAGAAUAAUAAUGAUAAAUUAAUAUACAUAACAUAAACAUGGAAAUGUUAACAAGCUAUUAUUAAAUGUACGACGAAAUGAGUAUAUCGAUUAAAGCGGAUACAUCAGCGAAUGAAUGGUUAAAAAAAAACUUAUCGGACAACUUGAAUCUUUUCUUAAAUAUUAAACUUCUCGUAUAAAUUACUUUGAGAUAACAGAAGUAUCGGAAAUGAAUCUAGAUCCUUCAAAACAAGGUGACGCGUCAUUCGUUGAUACAUCUACCCAAGCGAUAAUAUUGAAUUCGGUUGGAUAUACUAACGUGUACUGAAGAUCAUAUAUAAAUUGGCAUAAAAGCAUAUGCUGGCGAUUUCAAAGGAUCAAGUAUAUGUAUCCUGUUAAAUUUGCGUAUCGAAGUAUUUGCUAAAUCCGUUAGUAAGUCUAACCGAAUUCGCUAGUGAAGAGAUUAGAAAAAUGGUCAGAAACGCUAGAUUCUUCUUACGACUCGAGGAAACUGCUAUAGCGUGUGACGGUGGUAGCAUUCUUUUAUACCAAAUAGCAAAUUCUUGGAAUCUUCGAAUCGGUUUUGUAACGUUUUGUCUAGCUGAGACGUUCGAAUGGCGAUAUUGAUGAAGCAUAUGCGAUAUCAGGUUUACGAUGUAACGUGUUAUGUAGCGUGUAUAUAUAGAUACAUUCGGCAAAUUCGUAGCAAUUCGAAAGCGCGCGUGAAAACGUCAGUAUUACGCCGAUUUUUGCGCUGAUGCGAGCGAUCGUACGUUGGACUGCGAUUAGUGUCUUGUAAUAAAAAAUUGCAAUACGGUUAAUUAAUUUAAUAAAUAACCUGUAAACCUAUAA
Molecule: messenger RNA, 4649 nt
Organism: Dinoponera quadriceps
Lineage: Eukaryota; Metazoa; Arthropoda; Insecta; Hymenoptera; Formicidae
Gene: Fstl5
Product: follistatin-related protein 5-like
Exons: 18
Coding region: 406-3093 (895 amino acids)
Biological process (GO): multicellular organism development; cell differentiation; regulation of BMP signaling pathway
Molecular function (GO): protein binding; calcium ion binding
Source: RefSeq, a predicted model, not a curated record